Aspergillus fumigatus Af293 is the source of this 441-nucleotide messenger RNA. RefSeq names its product DUF636 domain protein. Gene Ontology annotation, molecular function: carbon-sulfur lyase activity. The record is from RefSeq and is a predicted model, not a curated record. Lineage: Eukaryota; Fungi; Ascomycota; Eurotiomycetes; Eurotiales; Aspergillaceae.
AUGUCCCAAAAGUCUUAUACAGGCACCUGCCUUUGCAAUGCCGUGACCUACCGGAUCGAUCUCCCCGACUCCACAACUCCCAAGGUUAUUCUCUGCCAUUGCAUCAAUUGCAAACGCUACACUGGCUCUGGCUUCUCCGCCAACAUUGCCGUACCGAAGACAAGCCUGCACUGGACCAAGGGCCAGCCGAAACUUUACGUCGACAAGAGCGAACGCGGCACUGGUGUUCCUCGGAUGUUCUGCGGGGACUGCGGGACGCCUUUCACGUCCGAGCCGAGUGGUCAGGAUGAAGUUAUUAUUAUCAAAACGGGGACACUAGAUGAUCCGUACCGGGAUGAAUGUGGGGAGCUGGCGAUGGAGAUCUGGUGUGUUCGCAAGGAUAAGUGGGUUGACCAGAUGAAGGAUGAGAGCAUCACGCGACUGGACAAAUCUAUGGGCUAG